Messenger RNA from Cylicostephanus goldi, 720 nucleotides. Lineage: Eukaryota; Metazoa; Nematoda; Chromadorea; Rhabditida; Strongylidae. The record is from the annotation of a GenBank genome assembly.
AUGGAUCGUUUGAAUAGAGACGUUCUACUCCUGAUCUGCUCCUACCUCGACCUGGGAGCCCUAGCCAGCUUAGCAGUAGUCUAUCCGAGAUUGUCAAAUGAUAUCUUUCGUAUUCUGAGAAGUACUCGAUGGGCACUUAAGUUGAGAAUUCUUCCACAAUAUACCAGCAUGGCAUACAUUUCCAUACCAAAAUCUAAUUCCCAUAUUUCAUUACCAGAAGAAAAGCCUAUCCAGGACGACCUAUUAUUCGGACAAUGGACGGAAUUACGAGGGAUGGUUAGAAAGCAAAUUCCAUAUGAGUCCAUGCAUAUCACUUAUCUGGACAUCACACAGUUUGGAUCCGCCUCGGUGCCGACCGAUGUAAAACAUAUUUUGGGAUCUGUAGAAACGGAUUUGUUGAGCUUGAAAUAUGAAAGCCGUGUGGAGGCUCGAAAGAUCCUUGAACGGGUGUCAUUUAACCCUAGAGCUACCCUAUAUAUUCAUGAACUCACUUUCGAGAAGGCUACUGAACCACUUAUUCCCACUGAACUUACCCAUAUUGAAGACGUCUGGUUCUGCGGUGAUAUUUUGCCAGCCGACUUUAUUACCCUACUUUCCUCAGAAAUUUUAUCGCUUUGUCUAACUUGCGAUCGAAUACGGAAAGACUGCGUAGUUAUAGUAAGGGAGUACAUAAAGGACUUAGCUGGAGUCGGUGAAGAAUGUAUGGCUAAUGGGCCACGA